Molecule: messenger RNA, 4026 nt
Organism: Polistes dominula (European paper wasp)
Lineage: Eukaryota; Metazoa; Arthropoda; Insecta; Hymenoptera; Vespidae
Gene: Prp5
Product: pre-mRNA processing factor 5
Molecular function (GO): RNA helicase activity; ATP binding; nucleic acid binding
Source: RefSeq, a predicted model, not a curated record
UCUUGGUUGGAAGUGCUUUCUAUAGAAUGCACAAGUUGCUUUUAACUGUAGAAUAUUACUGUCAUGAGAUCAAAUAAUAACGUGAUAAAAAUAUUUUUAAUCAAAUAAUAACAAUUGCUAGUGUUUAAUAUCAAUAGAAGUAAUAAUGGUCCGAAGCAGUGAUAAGGAUAGACAUCAUAGAAGACGGUCUAGAUCAAGAUCAAGAUCACGUACCGGUACACCAGAAAAGAAACGCAGACGUUCCAGGAGCAGAGACCGAGAAAGAGAAAGGGAUAAGGGACGCCAUAGGGAAAGAAGGAGUCGUUCAAGAGAUAGGGACAGGGAAAGAAGUGAUAGAAGAGAACGCUCAGAUAGAGACAGAGAUCGUGACAGGAGAGAGAAACGUGGAGACAGUAAAGAAAAGCGUCUUACAGGCUCAAAGUCUUCACGCUCAGGUAAAGAGCGCUCCAACAGAUCUCGAUCAAGGGAUAGAAAGGAAAAGGAGAAAGGUGAAACUGAAGAAUUACCAUUCGAUCAUACAAAAUUAGAUAAGGAAGAGGAACAAAAACGGCUGGAACUAGAAAUGCAAAAGAGAAGAGAGAGGAUAGAACGAUGGCGUGCUGAAAGGAAGAAAAAGGAGUUAGAGGCAACUAAGAAAGAUGGUAAGACAUCUAUUUUGGCAAAUCUUCAAUUGCCUAUGAAAAAAUGGUCCCUCGAGGAUGACAGUGAUGAAGAAACGCCUGUGGUUCAGAAUAGCAAUAAGGAAGUCAAAGAGGAAGGCGCUUUGAAAGAAGAAGUAGAAGAAACUAAAGAAGAGACCAAAGACGAAGAAGAAGAAGUUGACCCUCUUGAUGCUUUCAUGGCAGAAGUCCAAGAAGAAGUUAGGAAAGUAAAUAAAAUUGACAGUAAAACUCCAAAGAGUACUAAUAAUGGUACAGGUCCUGGAAAUCAACAAAGUGGUGGUGUUGUUAUUGUCACGGGUGUAGCUAAAAAGAAAGUGCAGAAACAAAAAGGAGAAUUAAUAGAACAAAAUCAAGAUGGUCUUGAGUACUCCAGUGAAGAGGAAGGAGAAAAUCUUCAUGAGACAGCGGCUGGAAUUGCUAAUAAACAAAAAAGAGAACUAGCUAAAGUAGACCAUGCGACAACAGAAUAUCAACCAUUUAGAAAAUCAUUUUAUGUAGAAGUACCUGAAAUUGCUAGGAUGACACCAGAAGAAGUAGAAGCUUAUAAGGAAGAACUCGAAGGCAUACGUGUAAAAGGCAAAGGAUGUCCAAAACCAAUUAAAUCUUGGGCACAUUGUGGUAUAACUAAAAAAGAAUUAGAUGUUCUGAAAAAACUCGGAUAUGAAAAACCAACCCCUAUCCAAUGUCAAGCUAUUCCAGCUAUAAUGUCUGGAAGGGAUCUUAUAGGAAUUGCCAAAACUGGAAGUGGAAAGACAUUAGCAUUUUUAUUACCAAUGUUUCGUCACAUCCUAGAUCAACCUCCAUUAGCUGACGGAGAUGGACCAAUCGCAUUAAUAAUGUCUCCAACUCGAGAACUUUGUAUGCAGAUUGGACGAGACUCAAAAAAAUUCACAAAAUCUUUAGGUCUUUCGCAUGUAUGUGUAUACGGUGGUACUGGUAUAUCUGAACAAAUAGCAGAGUUAAAGAGGGGUGCAGAAAUAAUCGUUUGUACACCUGGAAGAAUGAUUGACAUGUUAGCAGCAAAUAGUGGAAGAGUUACUAAUUUACGUAGAGUGACUUACGUUGUCCUUGAUGAAGCUGAUAGAAUGUUCGACAUGGGUUUUGAACCACAAGUGAUGCGUAUAAUGGAAAAUGUUAGACCAGAUAGACAAACGGUUCUGUAUAGUGCUACGUUUCCAAGACAAAUGGAAGCACUUGCCAGAAGAAUACUUACUAGACCUGUAGAAGUACAAGUUGGUGGUCGUUCUGUAGUUUGCAAAGAUGUUGAACAGCAUGUGGUGGUAUUAGAGGAAGAUCAAAAGUUCUACAAACUUCUCGAAAUUCUUGGGCAUUAUCAAGAUAAAGGUUCUGCUAUUGUAUUUGUUGACAAACAAGAAAAUGCGGAUACGCUUUUAAAAGAUCUUAUGAAAGCUUCCUAUUCGUGCAUGUCUCUACAUGGAGGUAUUGAUCAAUGUGACAGAGAUUCAACGAUUUUAGAUUUUAAAGCUGGACGAACUAAAUUACUUGUUGCUACAUCAGUUGCUGCCAGAGGAUUAGAUGUUAAACAUCUUGUUCUUGUUGUCAAUUAUGAUUGUCCAAAUCAUUAUGAAGAUUAUGUACAUCGCUGUGGUAGAACUGGUAGAGCUGGAAAUAAGGGAUAUGCAUACACAUUUAUAACAUCUGAACAAGAACGUUAUGCAGGUGAUAUUUUACGUGCGCAUGAAUUGGCUGGGGUACCUGUUCCAGAACCUUUGCGACAAUUAUGGGAAGCCUAUAAGGCUCGCCAGGCAGCAGACGGAAAGAAAGUACACACAGGAGGUGGUUUCAGUGGUAAAGGAUUUAAAUUCGAUGAAUCGGAAGCAGCUUUAGCCAACGAGAAAAAGAAAUUCCAGAAAGCAGCUCUUGGUCUGCAAGAUUCCGACGAUGAAGAUAUUGAAAAUGAUAUUGAUCAACAAAUCGAAAGCAUGCUUGCUCCCAAAAGAACGGUUCGCGAAAUUGCAAGACCAUCUGCUGCAAAUAUUGCAGUUCCUGGUCAACCAGUGACAAGUGCUACUGAUAAAUUAGAAUUGGCUAGAAGACUUGCAUCCAAGAUCAACAUUGCUAAAAAUUUGGGUGCGGAAGCAAAAGGAGCUACCCAACAAGCAGCAGAAGCUAUACUUAAGGGUGCUGGUCCUACAAAUUUGAUUACGGCAAAGACCGUUGCUGAACAAUUGGCUGCUAAAUUAAAUACCAAACUCAAUUAUCAACCACGAGAAGAAGAUCUCGUAGAAACCGACUCUGAAACUGGCGAACAAACCUUCCGAAAGUACGAAGAAGAAUUAGAAAUAAAUGAUUUCCCUCAGCAAGCAAGAUGGCGUGUUACGAGCAAGGAAGCUUUAGCACAAAUCUCUGAAUACUCUGAAGCAGGCCUUACAGUUAGAGGAACCUACAUUGCUCCUGGUAAAGCACCCCCGGAAGGCGAAAGAAAAUUGUAUCUUGCAAUUGAGUCAACCAGUGAAUUAGCUGUUAGCAAAGCUAAGGCAGAAGUAUCUCGGCUUAUAAAAGAAGAAUUAAUUAAGUUGCAAGCAUCUGGAGCUCAUACUGCUUCACGAGGACGAUAUAAAGUUUUAUAAAUUACUUCAAUACAUUAACUGUUUAUAAAUAUAAUCUGAUGGAUUGACUAUGAUUGGAGAACAAAAAGAUUAUAAAUUUUAUUAUACAUACAGAUAAAAUCAAAUAUCAAUACAAAGUUUGUGUGUAUUUAUCAAUAUAAUAACAAAUUAUACUUAAUAACUUAAUAAGCAACAUUUAUAAUAAUUUUAUUGAUCUAAACUGCCAGAAAGUGGUAAAGACAAAAACAAACAAGACAAUGCAAAGAUUUUGUACAUUUUGAUUUUAUGAAAAUAUAAAAAUCAUGUUGGGUAUAUUAUAUAUUAUAUAAACAUUGAACACACGAAAUGAGUAUCGAACAUUUUUAAGGACGACUGAAUUUUAGGUUACUUAUUGUCUGGUAACUUAAGUUAGAAACUGUUGUUUAUGUACACUUAAUAUAGUACAACGCGAUAUAGGUCAAAAAACUCUCUGCGUCAUAGUAAACCGCGUUUUUGUACAUUCUCCUUAUCGUAAUUCUAUUUUUUCUUUGGUAAUACUAGAAUUAAAAAAACAUACAUUCUAUAAACCAUAACGUAUUAUAAAUAUAUAUAUAUAUAGGCACUAGAAGAAUCACAGACACAAGAUUGACGUUGUCAUAUAUGACAUCGUCACUAGGUAAUGUAAAUGCUUAGCACCUUGAACGAUUCAAGAAAGGGAUCAGAAUCUGUCAUUCACUUUUGUAAAUUUACUAAUGUAAUCGAAUCAGAAAUGUUCCAAAAAUAUAAAAUAAAUAUUCUACUAUAUUUCUAAUGUA